AUGGAAGGAUCCAAUGAGAUGGCAACUAACAGCGACACGGAGGUAAGGAAACCGGCUGGUUACGCCAAGGAGUUGCAGAUGUCUGACGGCAGUCAGGAUGCCGUAUCAGAAACCGAGUCGGGGACUACGAAGGCGCCUCUGGUGUGGACCAAGGACAUUCGGCCGCUCAAAGAAGAUGAGGUGCUGGAAGUCGCUCCCGGUUGCUACGAUAUGCUCCACACCAUAAACGUGGACUGGCCCUGCCUUUCGUUCGAUAUCAUGGCGGAUGAGCUCGGCGCGUGCCGCGUGCAGUUCCCCCACCAAUGCUACGUCGUCGCAGGAACGCAGCCGGACGACAGGUCGAAGAAGGAGGCGGCCGUCCACGUAAUGAAGUGGUCCAACCUAUCCAACAACGAAGGCAUGGAACUUUCGGAGGAUGAAAGUGACGACGAGGACUCCGCAUGCGUGCUAAAGUGCAGCAGCCUGCGCCACCCGGGAAUCGUUAAUCGCAUCAGGUGCUGCCCGCAGUCCAACCGGCUGGUGUGCACCAUGGCCGACACGGGCAAAGCGCACAUCUGGGACGUCGACGCGCACCGCGCAAGGCUCGACCAGGAGGGAUCGGAGCACCACAUGGAAAAGGGCAAGCCCGUUUACACCUGCGAGCUGCAUGAGGAGGAGGGCUACGCAGUUGGAUGGAGCCCCACCACAACCGGCGCUUUGGCCACCGGUGACUGUGCGGGCGCCAUCGUUAUGUGGAACCCCGUAGACGCCGGUUGGAGCCAUCUGCGCUAUUUCAACGCGCCCAAGUCCGUGGAAGAUAUACAGUGGAGCCCUGUGGACGAGCACGUGUUCGCAUCGGCGUGCUGUGAUGGCUAUGUCAGGAUACACGACGCGCGAGCGCCGAAGGAUAAUGUGAAGGUCAUACGCGUCUGCGACGGCGACAUCACGGACGUCAACUCGAUAGCGUGGAACCCGAGCCAAACUAACCUCUUGGCAACGGGGGACGAAACGGGAGCGGGGACGGUAUUCGACCUGCGCUUCAGCGACGUGCACAUGGCUAAGCUCUCGUGGCACAACCAGGCCAUCACCAGCAUCGCGUGGCACCCAACUGACCCGGCGGUGUGCAUCGCCAGCUCCAGGGACGACUCCGUCUCCAUCUGGGACCUCUCCGUGGAAAGCGAAACGGCGGCCGAAGCCUCGGACAACGGCCAGAACAUACCCCAACAGCUCAUGUUUUUGCACAUGGGGCAAACGGAAAUUACCGAAGUCAUGUUCCACCGUCAGAUACCCGGAGUUGCGAUAUCGACGUCGGCGGACGGGUUCAACAUCUUCAAGUGCAUUAACAUCGAUUGA
Molecule: messenger RNA, 1332 nt
Organism: Babesia bigemina
Lineage: Eukaryota; Apicomplexa; Aconoidasida; Piroplasmida; Babesiidae
Product: WD domain, G-beta repeat containing protein, putative
Exons: 3
Coding region: 1-1332 (443 amino acids)
Molecular function (GO): protein binding
Source: RefSeq, a predicted model, not a curated record